Messenger RNA from Sipha flava (yellow sugarcane aphid), 2093 nucleotides. Its product is annotated as LIM/homeobox protein Lhx2-like. Gene Ontology annotation, cellular component: nucleus. The transcript has 5 exons. Gene Ontology annotation, biological process: neuron differentiation; regulation of transcription by RNA polymerase II. Gene Ontology annotation, molecular function: RNA polymerase II transcription regulatory region sequence-specific DNA binding; DNA-binding transcription factor activity, RNA polymerase II-specific. The record is from RefSeq and is a predicted model, not a curated record. NCBI's taxonomy places the organism in Eukaryota, Metazoa, Arthropoda, Insecta, Hemiptera, Aphididae. The coding region runs from base 690 to 1766 and encodes 358 amino acids.
CACACGUCUCGGCCGGCCGCGCGCGCGUUUUCGCCGUUUUUUCGUACCCGCCGGCCACGCGGGCGCGCGCGCGCCGACGUAUUCCACUGCGACGCGCCGUCGCGGCCUGUACUUGGGCCCGCCGCCGGGUUUCCCGUCCGCAUACGCGACCGUGCAACGUGCACACGCCGACCGUUAUCACACCGUCGCUCUCCGCUAACCGUAUAGGGUAUAUCCCGGCGGUGGUGCCGAAGUUGUUUUCGCUCCCUCACUCACUCUCUCCCUCGCUCUCUCUCUCUCUCUCUCGUUCGGUCCCUCCGUCUCAUCUCCUGCCACCUCUCUAUCCCGCUCACUCUUCUCGUCAAUCGCUCGCUCUUCCCGUCCGCGGAUCGUCUCCGCGCUCUGAACGUCGCGCCCUCGUGUCGAACAGUGUUUUCGCGUACGUCCAAGACAUUUUUCGUUUUUCGUUUUCACAAAAGUCCGCGCACACUUGCCCCCCCCCCCCCCCCGUCCACUCACCACCGUUUCGCCCGAAACACGAACCGUCCGUCCGCCGUGGCCGUACCGGUGCGCAGUCCGUCGCCGAUAGCCGCGUCGUCGCUAUCUACCCGAUUCGGUGGACGAGUGACCGCCGCCGUCGUCGCAGCCGCCGCCGCCGACAACGAGCGCACAACACACAAGGAUACCGUGGUCAUGUCCUUUGAGUGGAUAUGCUGAAGGAUAUCCACAGUCCAGGAUUGGUGGCCGAUCCGGAGGACGGUAGCAACGGGACUUGUUGCGCCGGCUGCGGUAGAUCGAUCGACGACCGUUUCUACCUGUCCGCGGUGGACAUGUGCUGGCACAUCGGGUGCCUGCAAUGCGCCGAAUGCAAGCUGCCGCUGGACACCGAGCUCACGUGCUACUCGCGACACGGUAACAUCUACUGCAAACAAGACUAUUACAGAUUGUUUUCAAUAAAACGUUGCGCCCGGUGCCAAGGCGGUAUCGGCGCGUGCGACCUGGUGAUGCGGGCCAAGGACCUGGUGUACCACGUCGAGUGUUUCGCGUGUUACGCUUGCGGCGCGGUGCUGUGCAAGGGCGACUACUACGGCGUGCGGGACGGCGCGGUCUUCUGCCGGCCGGACUACGAGCGGCUCAAGCACCGGGACGCGUGCGACCUGGAACCGAUGUGCAGCCCUCCCAGGACCGCCGGCCAUCACUGGCCGUCCGCGCACAAGGGCAGGCCCCGGAAGAAAAGGAACGCGCAGCUGCCGUCGCCCAUGACCGUGGCCGAAUGCAACGGGCUCGCCGAGCUCAACGUGCUGAGGAUACCGCAGUCGGCGUUAGAAGUCAUGCAGGCCACGGACCUGUCUUCGUCGAUGGAAUCGCUCACCUACGAGACGUCCAGCUUGUCGUCGCCCACCAACUCUUCGUCGACCGUUGGCACCAUCGGAGGAGGAGCCAUGUCGCAGCAGCAACAGCAGCAGCAGACGCGCACCAAGCGCAUGCGCACGUCGUUCAAACACCAUCAGCUGCGCACGAUGAAGUCGUACUUCAACAUCAACCAGAACCCGGACGCCAAGGACCUGAAACAGCUGGCGCAGAAGACCGGCCUGUCCAAACGAGUGUUGCAGGUUUGGUUCCAAAACGCGAGAGCGAAAUGGAGAAGGAACAUUAUGAGACAGGAGAACAGCCAAGUGGUGACCAGUUCAAUGGUGAACCAGAACCAGAGUACGCCGUCCGAUCCCGAUCUGAUCAGAGGGCACACGCAGGGCUCGCAGGGCCUAAGCUUCGUCGAUCUGUUUUGAGUCACAUCAUCCGCGGCGGCCGUCCAGUCGUCCCCGCCAAACCGAAUCCGACUUAUUGUUUCUCCGUUGUCGCGUCCGAUCCAACCCAACGAAACGGAUGCGUACGACGACGCGUAUUGUACAUAAUGUAUAUUAUCACUAAUUAUGUCCGUAAUUCAAUCCUAUCGCAUGACCGAACCUAUCCUUCCGCCCUUCCUGCCCUUCCUUACCGAAGUCAAACCUUUUUGCAAGCCAUCCUGUUCGUCCCGAAGGCCAGUGUGUUAAGAAUAACGUACGCAUUAUACGGACCUACAAAUGUAUGUAUAAUAUAUUGUCAUUAUAAUAUUA